Molecule: messenger RNA, 1418 nt
Organism: Ruditapes philippinarum (Manila clam)
Lineage: Eukaryota; Metazoa; Mollusca; Bivalvia; Venerida; Veneridae
Exons: 6
Coding region: 108-707 (199 amino acids)
Cellular component (GO): neuron projection
Source: RefSeq, a predicted model, not a curated record
CUUUAUUUAAGUGGGAUUUAUACACUCUUGCACCGCUUCUAUUCAAGCACAUUAGCCUGUGUCAGUCGAGGUAGUAAAAUUAAAGAGAUCAGAGGAUAAACUUUGACAUGGAUAUAGUUAUGGAUAUACUUAUGUGCUUUCUUUUGCUGCCGAUCGUUGUAAGCGGUGACAAAAUAGAAACUGAUCAUGAAGUGAAUGUGACAUUUGUUGAAGGAAGCACUGCCAUCUUACAAUGUAAGACUGUAAGCAGAGAAGGUGGUCGGUCACAGGUGAUCUGGAUCAAUCCUCAAAACGUGGCUUUGUCAGCAAACAAUUUAAUAGCUAUAAAAGAUGACCGGAUGAGCAUUAAGAAUAGCGGUUCGAUGUGGAAUUUACAUAUACGGAAUGUAAAAUACACCGACAGAGGGCGUUAUACAUGUCAUCAUCAGACGAAUCGAUAUACAGACAAAAAGUACGUCAACGUUGAUAUUCUGUAUAAAGACUCCGUGACUACAUUGCCAACGUCUGCUGAAACAGUGGCUCCAGUGCAGACAAACGAUUCAUUAUCCAGUAAAGAGAUGUUGCAAGAAUCGAGAUUAGAAUAUUACAGAGAACAAGUCUUGACUGAUCGUAAAUGGAGACAUCUCAUGGAUACAGAGAAAUCAUUCUACGAGGCAAUGAUGGCGUUCUUGCAGCAGAAAGAGAAGACAGACAAAGAAAAAUUAUAGAUUAUAUGUACAAUAUUUAUACAUGCGUUCUAUAACGAUAUGCUCCAUGCUAGUUAUGAGCUAUGUCAUUAACAUAUAUAUAAUACAUAUACAAAAUAGUCUUUUUAUAAUGAAUAAACGGUUCCUUAUUCUUUUAAAUUAAAAGCAAUAAAAUACACUACGUACGUUGUUCUGUAUAUCUCAAGAAAAUACUUAAUUACUAAUUAAAUCGAAAGCUGCUUACUUGUGGCUUGUAUGUUUGAUGUUACCGUUUUAAUGUCAAUCUUAGUAUCUGUAAUAAUGUGAAAUAUUUCAGACUUUUAAAAUACGUGUUUAUUGUAUUUAGUUUUGUAAAAUUUUUCAUUUUUAAAAGUGUUUAUUUGUUAUUUGUCAGCGUGACCGAUUGUAAACAUGACCUUGUUGUGUGGAAUAAACAUGGUGAUGUUAUACGGUUAUUUCCUGCAGCAAGGUCAUCGACCUACAACUAACAUUUUAUGAUCUUGAACUACACUGAACCUUAAUUAAUCAAGAUGACAUCUAUGAGAUUGCUGUAAGUUGUUUCCGACUUACAACGACAAUCGAUAGAUUUUAACAUUCAUACCAACUUACACACGUUAAUUAGUUGUAUAAUUUCUGUUCUUUCAUCAUUGCUCACGUUUUCAAUAUUUUCUCUUUUAGUGUUAUUCUAUUAUUGUAGAUCUUAUUCAAUACAAUACAAUACAAUACAAUACA